AUGUUAGACAAAGUCACAAACUGGCCCGGCGACCACGGUCUCAAUUUUCAAGCUGCAGUGCUCCGCCAACUUAGCGGAGCAAAGCCGGUAUCAGGAAGCCGCUUGUUAUUCGCUUGUGCGGGCGAAGCCGUUGAUACACGAUUUACGCCGAUGAGCGGUUCAAUAUGGAAGACGCUGCUUAAAUUUGUGAGCCGGUUUUACCAGCGAGCCGUUCCUGGGCCACGAGCCUUUCCUGAGGCGCGAGCCGUUCCUGAGGCAGCCACCCACCAAAUUGACUUAGCGAAUUUGACGCGUCGGUACCACGCCAUCCUUUCUCCCCGCUGUGCCGCCCGCCCGUCCCGUCUCUGCCGCUGCCCGUGGUGCCCGUCUCUUAUCUCUACCAAUCCCGACUGCGUCGUGCCACCCCUCCAGGCCUACUUCAAGCCAUGCCUUCUCCACGCAAGAGGCCGAGUGUUAUGGAAGCCGGGCGCGGACGCCAACCCCAACCCCCCCCAGCAGAGCACCAGUACCAGCACGGGUACCAGUACCAGUACCAGCACCAGUACCAGUACCAGCACCAGUACCAGCGCCAACGCCAACGCCAACGCCAACGCCAACGCCAACGCCACCAAUCCUACCGAGAGAGAGAAGACCCUUUGGGGCAAAACCUCGAUGGACGUUCGCCGCGUUACCAAACGCCGCCGUAGACCCGAGCCCGAGCCAGAACAACCGGGUUCGAAUGAUGACGCAGUGGCGGCCGAGAUGGCUAAGGACGACGCCAACGAGCGUAAGCUCACAGACAACAUUAAGAGUAUUUACGGCGACGAUGUGGACCCUUUCGGCUUGGAGUGGCAGGAGGCCCGUACGCGGUUCAUGAACGACCAGAAAAACUACAAGUUCCGCAAACUACUUACAACCCAUGCCGAGCACCCUGAGUAUACAAACAUACUCAAUGUGGAGCUGCCAGUCCCUCGGGACUACCUUAAGCGGAUGACGGAUGCGGCCUGGGCGGAGGAGAGCUUCUUUAAAGUGUGGACAUAUAUGGAGGGGCGGCUGGACUUCAAGCGGUCUUCUAAACUGGGACAGUACUAUAUACGCAAGUAUAGGAGUCUCAACGAGACUCACUUUGCGUGGGUCUUCGAGCGGCAGCGCCGCCAGAAGAAGCAGAAGAAGAACUCCUCUGCGACGACCAAGGCCAACCUCGAACGAUUUGUGAUUGACGAGGCGCCGCCGUCGGACAGGGAGGAUGGAAGCAGUUGCGAUCGUGGUAAUAGCCCGGGCACAGGCACCUUCCAGUCAAUAAGCCUUUACAACAACUCAAGAAUUUUCAACCACUCCACCUCCCGCCUCCCAUCUCCCACUUUCUCUCGCAAGUCGCGUCGUUAUCCCUCGUCGUAUGAUGUCCUGAUUCUUCAUGAAGCUCAGAGACGCCACGCUGCUUUACAGCAUCGUGCGAAGAAGGCGAUUGAUGAGAGUGUCGUCGUCGACUGCAGAAGCGCGAAGCUGCAAAGCGCCAGCGCCUUGACUCGACCGACCGGGAACGUGGCUCUUCGCCUCAGCGUCCUCGAUUUCGACGACUUCGAGCUUGCCCGAGCCUUGAUCGAUGUAGUGAACGAAGCAGACCACGUCGUCUAUCCCAACCCCGAGACCGAGGAGUAUCAACUUGCAGACGACGGUCCGCUCCAGCAAGAGCUGCAGAAACUGGCCGAGUACCAGUAUGCCGCUGAUACCAUCGAGAGCCACGACGAUGAAGCGGAAGGCAUCUCCGCCGCCGAUGAACAUGAAGAGGAGGUGCUAGAUACCAUCGCGGUUGCCGCACCCUGGGACACCACCGGUCAAUACCAAACCUCCGAGCCCGAAGACCCGUUCGCAGCCUCGCAACCAGUUGAGCAACACCGUAAAGCACACGACCUGUCGGAGUUUGCCUUGGGUUUAGGCCUGUAUUGCAUCAUUCACAGUGUAUCCCGCAAGCAAUACUCGACUCUCCUUCAACUUCUCAAACUGCUUGGUCAUUCCGAUAAGAUCAGUCAGUUGCCCGAUAGCCUUGACACUCUGAAGCGCCACGUCCGGGAAUCGAUACCGCGUAUCGACAUGGGUGUGGUCAAAGACCUGCCGCUGAACCCUAAGAAAGACCUCUUCUUCUUGAACCCUGUGGACCUCCUUCGCCGCAUUCUUAGCUCCCGCAUCUCCAGCACAUUACACUUCGGUAUGGCUCAACUUGUGGAUAACCCGUCGGAGGCGUGGCAUUCGAUGCAAUGGGCCGGCUCGGUACGCACCACCAGCGGCGAAUUCGCAUACUAUCCGCCCUUCCCUUCCAUGGAACCCAUCUUCCUUGGCGACAUUAUCGCAUACCAAUGCGCGUUCCCAGCCUGUACCGGCUGCCAUGAAAAGGUCGCUACAAAUGUCAGGGUCGCCACGAAAGUCCAUCUCGGACAGAUCCAGGCAAUGUUCCGCGAUCAUCGCGAUAGUUCCCGUCAUCUCGGCAACUUCAUCGGCGACCCCAGCACCGGGGCUGAGAAGAACACGAAAGGCGAUGUUGUCCUGGUUAUCUCACGGAUAUGUUCUGGCAAGUUCAUCAAUCGACAGUUCGUCCAGAAGGGCAAGGCGAUCAAGAUCAACCCAGCCGAAGAUACACUAGAUGACGACGAGCUGGUCCUUUGCAUGAGCCCAAUGGAGCUUAUUUCACCAGCCAUGGUCACCGGCCGUCGCGACAACAUCCGCUUCGACUAUGCGUUUGGCAGCAAAGUGCGGUUCCCGGGUGAUCCAAUCGCUAGACGUGAACAACCAUUGAUCACCCGCAUAUUCGACCGGGAGCAUAUGGCGCUGGUGCCACCCUGCCUAGUCUCUCUGGUCCCUGGUGCCCUUGAAGUCGAUGAGUUUGGCCGCGACUGGCUGGUCAAGACGUUCGCUCAAGGUGCAGAGGGUCGUGUCCGGUGUCUCCCGUGCCUGAACUUCAACGAUGGCUUUGGCCUGUAUCGCACUAUGACCAAGUCCAUCAUGGGCUGCUAUCUUCAGAUCGCCGCUAUGCCGAGAAGCGAACACACCCGCCAGAUCAACGUCCUACCGGUUACACUGGGACCACAUGGUGCCAAUAUGCACGAUGUCAUGAAGGCCUUGGCGCCGCUGAGAGCUCUCGACCGUGGUAUUGCUGUCGAUAUCAAUGGGGAGCGCACUAUGCUGUGCGCAUCCAUCUUCGCCCUGACCGGCGACAUGCCACAGCAACAACAGAACUCAGGGUGUCUAAGUGUCGCGGCCAAUCUUAGUUGCCGAUCGUGUCUCGUCACUUCCAACAACCGUGAUGACCUCGACGUCGACGUGAUAGGCAAUGCCCGUGGCCAUAUGGAGAUGGUUCGCCUUCGUCGUUGGAUGGAUGAGGAACUGCACCAAAAGUACAAGAAGGAGGCGUUUUCGACCAAGCACGGUAUAUCUCUUGAGGCGCCUGCAGUCAUGUAUGUCGCCCCAGCACUGGAUCUUAUCGGUGGUCGCCCCAGUGAUGCCGCACAUUCGGAGUUCAAUGGUAUCACCAAGAUGAUACACCAGCUUCUCCUUGACGCACGCAGUCCACUGACCAAUCGACCCGUGCUGCUCGUCGUCGUGGACGCGGUACUGCGGCAAACUCGCGCGCAGCUUCUGUGGGCCCCCGCCGUGGCUGGCGGGAUAUCAACACCAGCAGCAGCAGCCGCCAUGGCCAACACUAUGGCUACGAUGGAGAUCGAGGAGGACGAUGCUGUCGACAAUGAUGUCAACAUCGACCAGCAUACCGUCGCCCAAAAAGCCCACAAGUAUCGACAGUGGAGCGCUCGCCCGAAUGUGCAUAUCGGCCUGCACUACAUCGACGUGUAUCGCCGGUAUGGAUUGGUUUCGCUGUUGAUGGUCUUGCCAGGAGAGAUGAAGCAUAAGCUAUGGAAGAACCUUGUGGUUACGAUGAACCACCGCAACCCCGAGAAGGACUGCCUGUCGUACGAGAAUAUGAUGCAGACUGUGCGCCUUAUCUUGCUGGAUGGCUUCCAGGACGAGCCGGAUAUAACCAAGAAACUGAAGAAUCUUGCAGCAUCGGUACCGACGUUGUUCUCUUCAUUGCUCCCGCACGACGAGCUUGCCCGAGAUGAUGCAGAGGACGAAGAUGACUCGUCCAUCACACUCAGGAUCGUUACCGACGGGUCUCAUCCAGCGGCGACUGUAUUGAUAGCGGUCAAAGCCAGGGUAUACAAGGCGAUGGGUUUCCCCACUCGCGAGGCUGAAUUCCAGCCGGUCUUUGCUCGGCAGGUUCAGGAUGCAUACCGGGCUGACUAUGGUAGGAACAUCAUCAUGAGUACCAAUUUACGGGUACGCUGGUGGAAAAAGGUCUCCUUCGCAGACAGCAACAACCCGACUGGGGCUCGGCGUCUCGUUUGUCAGCGAGGGCAGUACGUAGCUUUCCGGAUAGCUGGCGACAUCGGCCGGCUGGACCACAUCAUGACGCAUGAACCCAUUGCAGGCACAACUUAUGUCUUCCUCAUCGUUACUCCACUCCGCAAGAUAGAGGCCUCGGAGCCUCUCACGGGCCUUCCCUUGAUGCAGAUUGCUCAGCCCGGCCAACAUAUCGGCAUGGCACAGGAAGAUGAUCGCUGUUGCCAGCUGAUUGUCGGUUUACCCGCUCUCCAUCGCAGCCGGUUGUACAUGGUGCCAUUCACCACCGAGGCAGGAGAGGAUGGUCGGCGCUUGGUGACCAACAUCAACCACGACCUCACUGACGACACCCAGCUUCUCUGUGUCAACUGGCGAGUGCAGUUCACUUGA
Messenger RNA from Chaetomium globosum CBS 148.51, 4758 nucleotides. RefSeq lists its product as uncharacterized. Bases 1 to 4758 code for a protein of 1585 amino acids. The transcript has 18 exons. Lineage: Eukaryota; Fungi; Ascomycota; Sordariomycetes; Sordariales; Chaetomiaceae. The record is from RefSeq and is a predicted model, not a curated record.